UUGCGGUUAUGCCGCUCGGCCGGCGGCGCGCUAUGUGUGAGGCUGGGCGCGGGGCCGGGUACUGCCGGCGCCCUGCAACCUGGAUAGGCGCGGCGCGUGUGCAGCGCCCCUAGGGGCGCGUUGUGCGCUAGGCAGGUUCCCGGGCGCGGCCCGGCCCCGCUCUCUGGCUCGUCGCCUCACAGGAAAGAUGGCGCACAGCGGUCGGUGGCGCUUCCCGGCCCGGCCCGGCAGCGGGGGCUGGGGCCGCCGCGGGCUCGGGGGCUGCCGCGUCCGGGUGCCGGCCCUGCGCAGCCCGCGAGGGGAGCCGCCCGACGAGCGCCAGAGGGAGCGGCCCGCGGGCGGAGGGGCGGCGGUGGCGGGAAGCGGCGGAGGGGGCGGGGCGGGCGGCUCCUCCUCCGCCGCCGGGCCUCCCGGGGCGCCCCCCCAGCUGCCGCCGCCCCCGCCGCCGCCCCCCUCGCCCUCGUGCUCAGCGGGGGUGGCUCCCGGCUUCGACGCGGCUCUCCAGGUCUCGGCCGCCAUCGGCAUCAACCUGCGCCGGUUCCGGGCGGCCUGCGGGGCUGAGGCGGGCAGCGGAGAGGAUGAGCAGUUCCUAGGCUUUGGCUCCGACGAUGAGGCCCACGGACGAAGUCCUGCCAAGCCUCCCACAGUCAAUCCUAGCAUACGCAAACCUCGUGGGAGACCCCGGAACAGCUCAGACCGCAGCUCAGUUGUGCUCUCAGAGCCCUCGUCUGUAUAUUCCCCUUCAAGCAAACUAGAACCCACAUCUGUGGAAAAAGUAAAGAAGAAAGAAUUAAAAAGUGGAGAGAAAAGGAGAGGGAGGCCCCCUGCGCUUCCCAGCAUGAAGUUCAAGAUCACCCGCAAAGAGGGCAUGCCAGAUGUGCAGAAGGGGGGCAAGGAGGGGAAGGAGGGUCUCAAGAAAAUAAAGCGGACACCAUCCACCACAUUUCAGCAUGCUGCCAAAAUAAAAAAGCUAAGAGCAGGCAAGCUCUCCCCACUGAAGUCUAAAUUCAAAUCUGGGAAGCUCCAGAUUGGGAGAAAGGGGGUUCCCAUUGUUCGCAGAAGAGGAAGGCCACCAUCUUCUGAACGCUUGAAGCCUGUGCCAGCGCUAAUCAUGAGUCCACAGCUGGAGAAACCCCAGAAGGUGCGAAAGGAGAAAGAGGAUGGCCAACAGCUCCCCAAAGAAGAAAAGCCUGCUGUCAGGCAGAGCCCCCGCAGGAUCAAGCCUGUGAGGAUUAUUCCUUCCUCCAAGAGGACUGAUGCCACCAUUGCUAAGCAACUCUUGCAGAGGGCUAAAAAGGGAGCCCAGAAGAAGAUUGAGAAGGAAGCGGCCAAGCUGCAGGGCCGGAAGGGGAGGACACCCCUUAAGAACAUCCGGCAGUUCAUCAUGCCCGUGGUGAGUGCCAUCUCGUCACGGAUCAUCAAAACUCCCAAGCGCUUCAUCGAAGAUGAGGACUACGACCCACCCAUCAAAAUAGCCCGCCUGGAGUCCACACCCAACAGCCGGUUCAGUGCCACCUCAUGUGGGUCCAGUGAGAAGUCCAGCGGCGCCUCUCAGCACUCUUCUCAGAUGUCUUCGGAUUCCUCACGGUCCAGCAGUCCCAGUGUUGACACAUCCACCGAUUCUCAGGCCUCUGAAGAGAUGCAGGCAUUAUCUGAAGAAUGCAGCAAUACCCCAGAAGUCCACUCUUCGUUGCCCAUCUCCCCAUCCCCUGAGAAUGAGGGUGGCGAGAGGCGGCGGCGGCGGCGGUUUUCUAUGGCAGAGAGAAACUUUGUGCCCAAAGCAGCUAAAAAACUGCCUAGCAUCCAAAGCGUGUCCCAGCAGCAAUCCUCCUCCUCCUCCUCCCCUCCUCCGCCUCUCCUCACCCCACCCCCACCGCUGCAGCCCGCUGCCGGCAUCUCAGACCACGCGCCUUGGCUGAUGCCCCCUACCAUUCCUUUGGCAUCGCCCUUUUUGCCCUCCUCUGCCAAUCCCAUGCAGGAGAAGCGGAAGUCCAUUCUCCGAGAGCCAACGUUUCGAUGGACCUCUCUGAAGCACUCUCGCUCCGAACCUCAGUACUUUUCCUCAGCCAAGUAUGCCAAAGAAGGUCUCAUCCGCAAACCGAUAUUUGAUAAUUUCAGGCCUCCGCCGCUGACCCCCGAGGAUGUUGGCUUUGCCUCUGGCUUCUCAGCUCCUGGGGCUGCAGCUCCAGCCCGUUUGUUUUCUCCUCUUCACUCCGGAACAAGAUUUGACGUACACAAAAGAAGCCCCCUGCUGCGAGCUCCAAGGUUCACCCCCAGUGAGGCCCACUCGCGCAUCUUUGAGUCCGUCACUUUGCCUCCUUCUGUUAGUCGAGCCGCUGCAGGAGCCACAGCGGCAGGUGCAGCUGCCUCUUCAAGGAAACGCAAGAGGAGAGUGUUCAGCCCCCUUGGAUCCGAACCCAGAUCUCCUUCGCACUCCAUGAGGACAAGGAGUGGAAGACUCAGCAGCUCUGAACUGGCCUCUCUCACGCCACCCUCAUCCGUCUCUUCCUCACUAACGAGCAUUUCUGUGGGUUCCCUGACCACCAGUGCCUUAAAUUCAACUUUUACUUUUCCUUCCCAUCCCCUGACCCAGCCUGGGGAAUCAGCAGAGAAAAAUCAGAGAUCAAGGAAGCAGACAAGCAUCCCAGCUGAGUCUUUCUCAUCCGGUGGCCCCGCUCCCCUCUUUCCCUGGUAUACCCCAAGUCCCCAGAUGGAGAGGGCCAAGAACAGAGACAGAGGCACAGAGAAUCCAUCCAAAGAUAAAGAAAGUGACAAAAGUGUUGAGAAGGAGAAGAGCAGAGAAAGAGAUAGAGGAGAGCGAGAGAAAGAAAACAAGCGUGAGUCCAGGAAAGAGAAAAGGAAGAAGGCUCCUGACAUCCAGAGCAGCUCCACCCUGUUCCCAUUGGCUCGUGUCUCCAAAGGCAAAGGGGUUAGCAGUGAAGAGGGAACCAUUUCCUCUUCUGCCAAAAAGCCGGCAGGACGGAAGAAAUCGGCAGCUGCUGACCCAGCAGCAGAUGUGCCUGCUGUCGUUCUUGUGAACUCGGCAACGGCCAUCAAGACCAAGCUGCCCAGGAAAGGCCGAGGGGGGUUAGAGAAAUCCAGUCUGGAACUUGGCCUGGCUGCUCCCUCAGUAGAAACGGAAGAAUCCCUUCAUCUCCCGACUGCUUCUGUGAGCAUUGUGAAACAUUCCACUUCCUCCAUCAGUUCAGUCUUGGCUCACGCGGACAAACUUCCCAUGACUGACAAGAGGGUGGCCAGCCUCCUGAAGAAAGCAAAAGCCCAGCUGUACAAGAUUGAGAAGAGCAAGUCUCUCAAACAGGUGGACCAGCCAAAAGGACAGGGUCAAGAGAGCGAUUCAUCUGAGACCUCAGUGCGAGGACCACGAAUAAAACACGUCUGCAGAAGAGCGGCUGUAGCACUAGGCCGCAAGCGAGCAGUCUUCCCGGAUGACAUGCCCACUCUGAGUGCCUUACCGUGGGAAGAACGGGAGAAGAUACUGUCUUCCAUGGGGAACGAUGACAAGUCUUCGGUUGCUGGUUCAGAAGAUGCCGAGCCCCUGGCACCUCCCGUCAAGCCCAUCAAGCCAGUUACAAGGAACAAGGCCCCUCCGGAGCCUCCUGUGAAGAAAGGCCGGCGGUCGAGGCGCUGUGGCCAGUGCCCGGGCUGCCAAGUUCCAGAGGACUGUGGAGUCUGCACCAAUUGCCUGGACAAGCCCAAGUUUGGUGGACGGAACAUAAAAAAGCAGUGCUGCAAGAUGAGGAAGUGUCAGAAUUUGCAGUGGAUGCCGUCCAAAGCUUAUCUCCAGAAGCAAGCCAAAGCUGUGAAAAAGAAAGAGAAGAAAUGCAGGUCCAGUGAAAAGAAAGAGAGCCAUGCUGGGAAGAACCAGUCCGACCCCGGGCAGAAAGCAGCUACUCAGCCCAGCCUGGCUAAAGAAGAUCACGCCUCCAAGAGAAGCAGUGAGCCUGCCCGGAAGCCCAGUGAGGAGAAGAGUGAGGAGGGCCCCCUGCUGCCCCUCCCUGACACCAAGCAGGCCCCUCUGUCUGCCGCCAGGAAAACUGGCAAGCAGGCCCCAGCCCCCAUGCCAGUGGCCCCCAGCUCACCACCCAGCUCAGGCCCGCCAAAAAAGGACGUCCCUAAGGUCAUUCCUGCAGAGUCCAAGAAGAAGCCAGCCCCGCCCCCGGAAGCAGGUCUAGAGCAAAGCAAACAGAAGAAAGUCGCUCCUCGUCCAAGCUUGCCAGUGAAACCGAAGCCGAAAGAAAAGGAAAAACCCUCUCCAGUCAGCAGGCCAGAGAGCAGCACGCUCAACUUGCUGAGCACUCUGACCAAUGGCAGCAGCUCCAAGCAGAAGCCGCCCCUGACUGAUGGUGUCCACCGGAUCCGAGUGGACUUCAAGGAGGACUGUGAGGCUGAGAGUGUUUGGGAAAUGGGUGGCCUGGGAAUCCUGACCUCCCUCCCUAUAACUCCCAGAGUGGUCUGCUUUCUCUGUGCCAGCAGUGGGCACCUGGAGUUUGUGUAUUGCCAGGUGUGUUGUGAGCCCUUCCACAAGUUCUGUUUGGAGGAAAGUGAGCGCCCCCUGGAGGACCAGUUGGAAAACUGGUGCUGUCGUCGCUGCAAGUUCUGCCAUGUGUGUGGGAGGCAGCAUCAAGCCACCAAGCAGCUGCUGGAGUGUAACAAGUGCCGGAACAGCUAUCACCCGGAGUGCCUGGGACCCAACUACCCAACAAAGCCUACCAAGAAGAAGAAGGUUUGGAUCUGCACCAAGUGUGUCCGCUGCAAGAGCUGUGGUGCCACAACGCCAGGCAAAGGGUGGGAUGCCCAGUGGUCUCAUGACUUCUCUCUGUGUCAUGACUGUGCCAAACUCUUCGCUAAAGGAACCAGUGUGGAGGGGCGGGGGACCCUGUGCAGUGCCACCGGGAAUUUCUGCCCGCUCUGUGACAAGUGCUAUGACGACGACGACUAUGAGAGCAAGAUGAUGCAGUGUGGGAAAUGUGACCGUUGGGUCCACUCCAAGUGCGAGAACCUCUCCGAUGAGAUGUACGAGAUCCUCUCCAACCUGCCCGAGAGUGUGGCUUAUACCUGCAUCAACUGCACUGAGCAGCACCCAGCUGAAUGGCGCCUCGCUCUGGAGAAGGAGCUGCAGCUUUCUUUGAAGCAGGUGCUGACAGCCCUGCUCAACUCCAGGACAACCAGCCAUUUGCUGCGCUACAGACAGGCAGCCAAACCACCUGACUUAAACCCUGAGACAGAGGAGAGUAUCCAGGCCCGAAGUUCCCCAGAAGGCCCAGACCCGCCGGUGCUAACAGAAGUCAGCAAGCAAGAAGAACAGCAGACCCUCGAUCUGGAAGGCGUGAAAAGGAAAAUGGACCAAGCAGGCUACACCUCUGUGCUGGAAUUCAGCGAUGAUGUCGUAAAGAUCAUUCAGGCAGCCAUUAAUGCUGACGGAGGGCAGCUCGAACUCAAGAAGGCCAACAGCAUGGUGAAGUCCUUCUUUAUUCGGCAAAUGGAGCGAGUGUUUCCGUGGUUCAGUGUAAAGAAAUCAAGAUUUUGGGAACCUAAUAAAGUCUCAACCAACAGUGGGAUGCUGCCAAACGCUGUGCUGCCUCCAUCACUCGACCACAACUAUGCUCAGUGGCAGGAGCGCGAAGAAAACACUUGUGCUCAGCAGCCUCCCCUCAUGAAGAAGAUCAUUCCCGCUCCAAAACCCAAAGGGCUUGGGGAGCCAGAUCCCCCCACUCCACUGCCUCCUCCCACACACCCCAUAUCCAGUUCUGACAGAAGCAGGGAGGACAGCCCAGAACUUGCCCCUCCUCCAGAUGUGGAAGACAACCGGCAGUGCGCGCUUUGUUUGAAGUAUGGCGACGAUGGGGGGAAUGAUGCUGGCCGUCUCCUCUACAUUGGCCAGAACGAGUGGACCCAUGUGAACUGUGCCCUGUGGUCAGCCGAAGUCUUUGAAGACGAUGAUGGCUCCCUGAAGAACGUCCAUGUGGCCGUGAUCCGAGGGAAGCAGCUGAGGUGUGAAUUUUGCCAGCGAUCAGGAGCCACAGUCGGCUGCUGCUUGACCUCCUGCACGAGCAACUACCACUUCAUGUGCUCCCGGGCCAAGAACUGCGUCUUCCUGGAAGAUAAGAAAGUGUAUUGCCAGCGCCAUCGGGAUCUGAUCAAGGGAGAGGUGGUGCCUGAGAACGGCUUUGAGGUACUGAGAAGAGUCUUUGUGGAUUUUGAAGGGAUUAGUUUGAGGCGAAAGUUCCUCAGUGGUCUGGAGCCAGAGAACAUCCACAUGAUGAUUGGGUCCAUGACCAUUGACUGCUUGGGGAUUCUGAACGAUCUCUCAGACUGCGAAGACAAGCUCUUCCCCAUUGGCUACCAGUGUUCCCGGGUGUACUGGAGCACGGCGGAUGCUCGGAAGCGCUGCGUCUACACGUGCAAGAUCCUGGAGUGCCGGCCCCCAGCCCUGGAGCCAGACAUCAACAGCACCGUCGAGCACGAUGACAACCGGACCAUUGCCCACAGCCCAGUGCCACCCUCGGCAGAAAUGCCAGCCAAAGAGGGCCAUGGCGCCAUCGCAGCCAUUGUGAUGAGCCCUCCGUCUUCAGAUCUUCCUCCACAUUCACAGAACUGCAAAGCUCUGCGGAUCAGAACACCAAGCUUUUCGCCUGCACAGAGAUCUCCGGGUUCAAGGCCGUUGCCCUCUGCAGGGAGUCCAACCCCUGUGACGCACGAGAUAGUGACUGUGGGAGACCCGUUGCUGUCAUCUGGACUUCGGAGCAUCGGCUCCAGGAGGCACAGUGCAUCUCCUCUGUCCCCGCAGCAGCUGAGGUCCUGGAUGCUGUCUCCCAGCAGAGCCGGGGUCACUAACUCCAGGCACAGCAUCUCUUCAGUGGCCAGCGCGGGCCCUUCCCCAGAGCAGGACUUGAGCACAAAGCCUACAGAACAGCCUGUGGGCCCAGCCACUGUGCGUGUGGCUUCCCAGAACAGCUGUGCUCCUCCCAAUGUGGCAAGUGGAGGCCAAGGGGCUCGCUUGGAGGAGUCCCUGUCCUUGGAAACGGAGCUGGCAAGAGGGCCCAUCCCUGCCAAGGCAGAGAAGGUCAAGCUGCUGUGCCCCAAAGACUCCAGCACUUCCCCUGGGAGUGCCAAAGCAGGCACUCCGCUUCAGAGCACAGAGCCAAACCCCAGCAAAGCAGUGAAGCUUCCAGAGCCCCCUCCUGGGUUGUUCUCUUCGAAAGAGUUAGUGGCUUUCCCAAGUCCACAUCUGAGAGCCCCAAAGAAGGAGCAAGACCAGCAGGUGGACCUUGGACAGGCAGAACAAAGCUGCCCUCUCGAGGAUCCAGAAGCAAAGUCCCCCAAGCUUCCUGGAGGGGGUCUCAGGCCUCCUUCCAUAAGCGAGCCACUUCCUUCUGUGGGCAGAGACAGGCGGCCAAAGGGGAAGAAGGGAGCAAAAGAGAGACACUCCAGUAAGUUUUUUCCAGGCCCAGUCCUCCUCCUCCCAGCUAGCAGUGAAGAAAGUGCAGAGCCAGAGUGUGUGAAUCCAGCUCUGAUGCCGGAACCUGUUGAGCAGAGGCACUGCAACAGCAUCGCCACUGAGAAGAGCACCGACAGCAGCCCACUGGCCCAGAGGACACCCAAGGCUUCUUUCCAAGGGGAAGUCGCCACCUCCAAGGAUCUGCAGGCUUCCCAAAAGCGCACCGUGAAAGUCACGCUGACCCCCCUCAAGAUGGAAGGGGAGAGCCAGCCCAAAAGCGUGCAGCGAGAGAGUGAUGCAGAGCUUCAGGUGAAGGAGAGCAAGCCAGCUUCCACGGCACUGUCUUCUUCCACCCUGGAGCAGGCAGGAGAUGGCUCGGUGGCCCAGGACAAUCCCAGAGGUGCUCUAGUCCCAGAGUCCCAGAGCGACACCUACCAGAGUCUUCCUGUUCAAGAGAGCAACGUGAUGCUCCAGGAUGGGGCCAAAGCACAGGAGGAUGGGGCCUAUAAGAGGCGGUAUCCGCGGCGCAGUGCCCGGGCCAGGUCCAACAUGUUCUUUGGGCUGACUCCCUUGUAUGGUGUGAGAUCUUAUGGUGAGGAAGACAUUCCUUUCUACAGCAACUCCACUGGGAAGAAGCGGGGAAAGAGGUCUGCUGAGGGGCAAGUGGAUGGAGCAGACGACCUCAGCACCUCCGAUGAGGAUGACCUGUACUACUAUAACUUCACCAGGACAGUGGUGUCCAGCACGGAGGAGCACCUGGGUCCCCACAACCUCUUCCGAGAAGAAGAGCAGUGCAGCCUUCCCAAGAUCUCUCAGCUGGAUGGCGUGGAUGAUGGCACCGAAAGUGACACGAGUGUCAUGGUGACAGCAAGGAAGGUGAAUCCAGUGACCAAAAGGAACACAGGCAAAGAGAACGGGACGGACAGCUUGAAGCUGGAUCGGAGUGAAGAGGGUGGGGAGAAAGCACAAGUGACCAAGGGCACGGCCGGCCACAAGCCAGCGGAUCCCAAAAUAGAGAACAGCCGGGCCAAGCCGCAGAGCCAGGACUCCCUGGAGGCCCAGCUGAGCUCCUUGGAGGCAGCCGGCCGCCGCCCUCGUGCCAGUACGCCCUCCGAGAAGACCCUCCUAGACACUUUCAACACGGAGCUGCUGAAAUCCGACUCAGACAACAACAACAGCGACGACUGUGGCAACAUCCUCCCCUCGGACAUCAUGGACUUUGUCCUGAAGAACACCCCCUCGAUGCAGGCGCUAGGAGAGAGCCCCGAGUCCUCGUCCUCGGAGCUCCUCACCCUGGGAGAAGGACUGGGCCUCGACAGCAAUCGGGGCAAGGAUAUGGGCCUCUUUGAGGUGUUCUCACAGCAGCUGCCGACAGCCGAGCCCGUGGACAGCAGCGUUUCUUCCUCGAUUUCGGCCGAGGAGCAGUUUGAGCUGCCCCUGGAGCUGCCCUCAGACCUCUCUGUCUUGACGACACGGAGCCCUGCGGUGCCCAGCCAGAACCACGGCAGGCUUGCUGUCAUUUCGGAAUCCUCGCUGUCCUCCUCUGGAGAGAGAUCAAUGCUCACUCUGCCUUCCUCCAAAUCUGCGGAGAAGAGAGUGACCGUCACAGAGAAGCCUGCCUCCAGUGAAGGGGAGCCAACACUGCUCAGCCCCAGAGUGGGCCCUAGCCCCGAAGGACACCUGACCCCAGACCCCUUUAUUCCGGGCCCCAUGGAAGCCGAGCACAUCGCCAGCCCCCCCUGUGGGCCGGUAGAGCAAGGCCACGGAGCCAGCCAGGACUUAGCAAGGAACAGUGGGACGCCUGGCCUCCAAGUCCCAGUUUCUCCGACGCUGCCACUUCAGAACCCCAAGUACGGCCCCAGUGCCACGGAGAGCCCUGGUCCAUCUCAGAUCUCAAAUGCUGCGGUGCAGACUGCCCCACUCCACCUCAAGGCAGCUGCUGAAAAACUCCUGGUGGUGAACCAGAACAUGCAGCCGUUGUACGUCCUCCAGACUCUUCCCAAUGGUGUGACUCAAAAGAUCCAGCUGACCUCCGCGGUCAGCUCUUCCCAGGGUGUGAUGGAGGCCGGUGCGUCUGUGCUCGGGCCCAUGGGCACCGGGCUUGCGCUGGCCGCAGGCUUAAGCCCAAGUCUGCCCUCGCCCCAGGCGCUCUUCCCCCCCACCAGUAAAGGGCUCCUGCCCCUGCCUCAUCACCAGCACUUGCAUUCCUUUUCUGCAAGCCCCCAAGGCGGCUUCCCCUCCACUCUCAGCAGCCCUGCCUCGGGCCUCCUGAUCGGUGUCCAGCAACCUCCUGACUCGGAAACAAGCCAGAGAGCAGACGUCGGGGCUGUAGCCCCAGCCCCAGCCUCCGGCCUCGGCAAGAAAAGGCCCAUCGCACGCCUGCAGUCGCGGAAGAACAAGAAGCUUGCCCCUUCCGACUUGGUCCCGAACAUGACGCUCAUCAACUUCACCCCCUCCCCGCUUCCCAGCCAUCCCAGCCUACUUGACUUGGGGACCGUCAGUAACUCUGCACCCCACAGGACGGUCCCCAACAUCAUCAAGCGCUCCAAGUCUGGGGUCAUGUACUUUGAGCAGGCCUCUCUCUUGACACAGGGGGUGGGAGGGUCAGCAGCCACCGUGGCAGCAGUUGGCACUGCUGCUGGCGUGGCUGGGCCAGAGACGGGCCAUCUUGCAGUGGGGCCUGUGUCGGAGCUUCCCUCCACGCCCUCUGUGCUGAACGUGGUCUCCAUGCCGACGUCUGCCACGGCGCCUUCCACAGCCACCUCUGGCCCCGGACACGUGCUGGCCCGGGGAUCCGUGGCGCUUGCUGGACCCAGGCUGCCGGGGGUCUCCGAGGUGGGCUCGAUCAGCAACCUCCUCAUCAAAGCCACUCAGCAGAGCCUGGGCCUUCCCGAGCAGCACUCCGCUGGGCCCCCAUCUGGCUCUGGGAUGUUCUUGCAGCUGGGCAGUGCCUCCUCAGCCCCGCCCGCAGCCACGAUGGCAGCGGCACCAGCACCCGGCACCUGCCUCUUGCCCUCUGCACAGACAGUGGGCCUGGCCGCAGACCCGGAAGGCUCUUACCAGCCGGGGCCUCUGACCCAGAUGCUGGCUAGCAAAACGGGGACUGUCCCCUCUGCAGGGGACCUCGCCCCUCCUUCCCAAGCCCCUCCGCUCUCAAGCUUCCCCCAGGUGGUGGACGUUGCUCUGGAGCCAAAGAAGACUUCCUCCUCCUCCUGCUCCGUCCCACGCGCCCGCUCAGCUUCUCCCAGGAGCUCCCCCCCUGCUGACCAGCCACCGGGAAGCUGUGCCGUGCCGGCCUCUGUGAAAGCAAAACUCAAAUUCAAACGGCUUCAGUCCUCCUCCGACUGCAAAGGGUUUGGGAAGAAGCACAAGAUGUCUCACCUCUGGACCAGUUCUCUUGAGAAACACAUUCCGCAGCAAGGCAGCAGUGUGGCGGCCCAGGACUCGGCUGGAGGGAUUCCUGCCCCGAAGAUGCACUCGGAGGAAGCCACCAGUACAGCGCCGCCUCCGCGCAAAGCAGCAGGGCAAACAGCAGCUCUCCCGGAAUCCCAGUCAGUACAGAAUGCUGCAAGUGAGCAAGAACAUGCAGACUCCAAGACUCCCGAGGAAGAGGAGGAGGGGGAGGAAGAAGAAGAGGAAGAAGAGGAAGAAGAAGGCCCUUUCAGUUCCCCACUCAUGUUCUGGCUGCAGCAAGAGCGGAAGAGGAAGGAGAGCCUUGCUGAGAGGAAGCCCAAGAAGGGGCUGCUCUUUGAGAUCUCCAGUGACGAUGGCUUCCAGAUCUGUGCUGAGAGUAUUGAAGAUGCCUGGAAAUCUCUGACGGACAAAGUCCAGGAGGCGCGUUCCCAGGCCCGCCUGAAGCAGCUCUCCUUUGCAGGUGUCAGCGGGCUGCGGAUGCUGGGCGUCCUCCAUGACGCGGUCGUGUUCCUGAUCGAGCAGCUCAGUGGAGCCCAGCAUUGCCACCACUACAAGUUCAGGUUCCACAAGCCAGAGGAGGCGAAAGAGCCCCCCGUCAACCCCCACGGCUCGGCCAGGGCCGAAGUGCACCUCAGGAAGUCUGCCUUUGACAUGUUCAAUUUCCUGGCUUCUAAGCAUCGCCAACCCCCGGAGUACAACCCCAACGACGAGGAGGAGGAGGAGGUGCAGCUGAAGUCUGCCCGGAGGGCGACCAGCAUGGACCUGCCCAUGCCGAUGCGCUUCCGACACUUGAAAAAGACCUCCAAGGAGGCAGUUGGCGUCUACAGGUCUCCCAUCCACGGCCGGGGCCUGUUCUGCAAAAGGAACAUCGAUGCUGGGGAGAUGGUGAUCGAAUAUGCUGGCAACGUGAUCCGCUCCAUCCUGACUGACAAGCGUGAGAAGUACUACGACAGCAAGGGCAUCGGCUGCUACAUGUUCCGCAUUGACGACUCCGAGGUGGUGGACGCCACCAUGCACGGGAACGCGGCCCGCUUCAUCAACCACUCCUGCGAGCCCAACUGCUACUCCCGGGUCAUCAACAUCGACGGGCAGAAGCACAUCGUCAUCUUUGCCACGCGCAAGAUCUACCGGGGCGAGGAGCUCACCUACGACUACAAGUUCCCCCUCGAGGACGCCAGGAACAAGCUGCCCUGCAACUGUGGGGCCAAGAAAUGCCGCCGGUUCCUCAACUGAAGGGGGGCCGGGAUGGCUGUGGGGCUGCCCCCUCGGCCCGGGUGGACGCCCAAAGGCUCCCUGCCUGCUUGGCUCUCCUGGGGAGAGCGGGAGGGCCGGGCUGGAGCAGAGAGCCAUCCCCGACUGCCCCGUGGCCACCCUUCCUCCCGGGGCUGCCUGCCUUCUCCGGCCUGGAAGGCAGCCUGGAGGCCUCACUGGCCUGCCCUCCCCUCCCCUCCGGCCGCUGCUCACAGUUAGGGCCGCUUCCCAGGGCCCUGAGAGAGAGAGGGCUCAGGGCUGCGUGAGCAGAUGCUUGGCAGAGGGGUCCCUGCCGCUGGCUGGCUUUCCAGGCCCCUGGCCUCCAGCCGGGAGGGAGCAGCUCUGCCCCCCUCGCUGGAAGUGGAGCAUCCCAGAGAGCAGCCGCGGCCCUGGGCCCCUUCGGCCGAGUCGGCACCUCUAGCAGCCUCUCGUGGUUCGCCUCCUGCCGGCUGCCCUCGGAGGGGACACACUCCCAGGGAGAGCGGUGGGGUGGGGGGGGGGGUGCCGGCGUCCCCAGCACCCUGCAGGCUGCGGCUUCCUUGGGCCACAGAAGACGAGGAAACCAGGGUCACGGGGAAAGCCCCCAGUCCACUCUUGGGCCCAUGUCAGAGGGAGUCCCAGCAGCACAGCCUCCUUCCCUCGCAGCCUCUUGGAUUUAUGUCAUUGGAUUUUACUUGGUUCUGUUUACAGUUUAGUAUUUAAGGUUUUGUAAAUGUAAAUAUAUUUUGUAUAUUUUUCUAUGAGAAGCACUUCAUAGGGAAGAGCACUUAUGAGACUAUUUUUUCAACCGUGGUGUCAUCCUAAGUUAAGAAACUCAGUUUUUGGAGACCUGUUUCGUUUAAGAGGAUGGGCUUGAGCGGGCUGCUGGCCAGGUGUGCCGCCGGCUGGCUCCCUCCUCCUUGUGGGGUGAGGUCCUGGAAGCCUUGGCUGGGGCCGCGAGCAUCACCUGGUGAGAGCUGAGAGCUGCCCCCUCCCAGCUGCUGGGAGAGGCUCUUGGAGCCCCGGCGGGGCGGCGGCUGCUGCUGCCAGGGAGUGGUUCCCUCGGACGGCCCCUGAACGUCCCGCCCCGUCCCAGAGAAGAGGAGUGAAGUAUCCCGUCUCCCACCAGGCCAAGCCCCCUUCUCGGCCUGGCCUGUGCUGCCUCUUCCCACCCGGCCAAGGCCCGCAGCGGCCUCUCUCUUCAGCCCAGGCCGCAAGCAAAGCAGGACCCGGCCCGGCUGGAGGGGCCCUCGUGGCCCACGUCCCUUCCAGGCCCACAAGCACACGGCCUCCAGCCCCAGGCCCAUGGCCGGCUUCCCUGGCUGUUGCCUUGGAAGGGGCAAGGUCCAAGCUGGGCUGGGGGGUGGCGGGCGGAGUGGGCCUGCCUCCCGCGUCUGGGGGCUCUCUGGCUUGCCCUUGCGGGCAGGCCCAUCCUGCAGGUCAAGGAGGGACCUGACCCCUGCCCCCUGCAUUUGCCCCAGGUCUGUGCCUUUGGCUGCCUGGUCCAGAGCGAGAGGGCGCCGGCCUCUGUCCGUCCGUCCGGCGCUUCCCUCUCUUCCUGGAGCCGGAUCCCCGGGAGCCCGAGUCCCAGCUGACUGACUUUGCUGCUGCUAACCCUGUUCUGGCUGUCCGGAGCGACAGCUGCUGUGGCCAGUAAAACUGCCUGCCCCCCAAGGGAAGCCGCGUGGGCCCCCCGGGCAAGGGGAGGGCCAGACGAGGCAGGCUCCGUGUUGCUUCCCGGCAAGAUGAAUGUAUAUUUCUAAGGACUGACAGAGAUCAUGAUACCUGAGAAUGCGAAGAGUCAAACCUUUAAGGUGUUUAUUUUUUUAAAGGAAAAGCGGGUCAUUGCCAAGGGCUGGGUCUCACCUUCCUCUCGUCAUUUCCCUUCAUUGCCAAGCAAUACCGGGCUCUUCUCCAGCCAGAUGUCCUUUGUGCAGAAUCAUGUGGUUCACACCCCCGCCUCCCACACACUUGCAAGUUUUUAUAACUUUAAAUAUGGUAUAUAUAGGAACUAAUAUCGUACUGCACCGUGUCUUGAAGCCUGGCUUUUAUUUCUCUUCAACACUAUAGAUAAGGGUUGUGUUCCAGUUGCUAAAAAGGCAGGGAACCAGCCAGCCCCGGCCAGUGGACGAUGUCUCUUCUAUGGGGAGGUGGCGGGGGGGGGCGCGUGACGGCAGAUGCUCCAGCUGAGCCUGCCCCCAGGGAGCAAGUUGGGGGGCUUGGCUAGGCUUUCUCCUGGCCUUCAGUGUUAACAGUCAGUACUCGUACAACUUGUUUCUCUCCUCCACCUUUUGUUGGGGUACCACAACUGUGUCGUGCUUUCCAGGUAUCUUAUUGAGGACCUGCAGCUUUGCCUCUCAGCCAAGAUCUGUGCUUGUGGUGUUCCUUUGAUUCAACGUAGCCGUCUUUUAAUAGCGACAGGUAGUAAAUAAUCGUCUCAAGCUGUGCAAACGCUCUGCAAACACAGGGUUCUGUUCCAAACAAAACGCAACUACUUAUCAUGUAACGCCAAUCUCUCUCUUUAUUUUUCCUUUCUCUUGUGUUCUUCCAAAUUGUUUGGGUGUUUUUUCUUUUAAAAAAGGAAAUGUGUCUCCUCUAGUGCAUCAGUGUUAACUCCUCCCUGUCAUCACAGGGAUGAAGGAAAUACUUUAAACUGUUCCAAGAAAUUACUGAAAGCUUCACAAAAGACUGAAUGUAAAAAUAAGUGUAUAUAGUUGUACAAAAAAAAGGAGUUUUUAAACAUGUUUAUUUUCUAUGCACUUUUUUAUUUAAGUGAUAGUUUAAUUAAUAAACAUGUCAAGUUUA
Hemicordylus capensis (graceful crag lizard) is the source of this 14908-nucleotide messenger RNA. RefSeq names its product lysine methyltransferase 2A (gene KMT2A). The record is from RefSeq and is a predicted model, not a curated record. Gene Ontology annotation, biological process: positive regulation of DNA-templated transcription. Lineage: Eukaryota; Metazoa; Chordata; Lepidosauria; Squamata; Cordylidae. Gene Ontology annotation, cellular component: nucleus; histone methyltransferase complex. The transcript is spliced from 37 exons. Gene Ontology annotation, molecular function: histone H3K4 methyltransferase activity; DNA binding; zinc ion binding. Bases 188 to 12106 code for a protein of 3972 amino acids.